UGAGACGGGGCGGGGGGCGCGACGGGACGGGGCCGCUCCUGCCCCGCCGGGCCCGGGGCCUCGGGCGGGCGCUCGGCCGGGGGGUGAGGACUUCGCGCGGGGUGGUCGCGGCCGGGCUCAGGGCCGCUGGACGGACGCGGCGGAGGCGGUCGGGCCCGGGUGCUGCACGGUCCGGUCGCUGCCGGUGCCGGCCCCAGCGGGGGCCUGGGGCUGCGGUGGGGCGGUGAGGGGUAGGUGAGGCGGCGUGUGCCGCUCCUGAGCGGGGAGGCGAGCGCGGCCGCGGGCAGACGCCACCCCCGGCCGGAGCCCCGCCGGCCGCGGAGCUGUCGGGGGCCGUGGCGGGGCCGCAGCUCGGUGCCACCGGGUCCCGGGCAGGCGGGGCCGUUUCCCCGCGGGCGGGCAGGGAGCGCACGAACGGGAGCUGGCCCCGUGGAGGACGCCCAGCAGCUGCCUUGGAGCGGUGACCGGCCCCGCCUGUCCCCGCAGCGCCUCGCCCUGCCUGCCCGGAGAAGGGGGCCGCGGAGUCUCACCGUGCUCACAGACGCCUGGAGCGGGGUGCGGAGAGGGCCCGGCCGGGCUCUUCCAGCGGUGCCCGGUGACAGGACGCGCGGUGAUGGGCACGCACUGCCACACGGGAGGGUCCCCCUGGGCAUCGGGAAACACUUUCUCACUCUGGGGGUGACGGAACGCUGGCACAGGCUGCCCAGGGGGGUGGGUGGAGGAAGCCCAUCCCAGCGUGGUCCCCGGGAACCUGCCGGAGGUGGCCCUGCCUGAGCAGGGGCUUGGACAAGGUGGUGCCCAGAGGUCCUUUCCCACCUCAGCCACUCUGUGAUUCAGCACGGAGUUUCUUAGGGCAAAUCACUUACUAGCAGGCUGUGAUGUGCGGUAGGGCCCCUCCUAGCAGCGCCGUCCUCCGGUGCGGGGUGCAGGCUGGCACAGAGCAGCCUCCCCUUGCCUUUCCCAGGUCGCUGUGCAGACCCCUCUGUUCCAUGGCCGAAUGCAGCCCGUCUGAGUGGGCACCUGCCUACUGUGAGCAAUAGAGCCCAAGUCAUGGUGGGAGCUCUUCCCCUCAACACCUGGGAUUUACAUCAGCCCUAACAAUGGAAGAAAAAUAGAAGAGGAGUUGCAGGGGCUGUUUUUGCCCCCGGAAAUGUGCAUUUGGGCAACAGUGGUUGUGGUUUCUGCUGUCCCUGUCUGUCACAGCUGCAGAAGGGAGGGACGAGUGAGCGGGUGACCUUGCUGCACGGGUAGGAAGAGUGGAGUGGAGAAGUGAGAAGCUGCUGCAGAAGCUGUUGUUGCUCUUCCAGGGCUCCGUCAGCCAUUGGGGAGGUGCGGGAGCCCGUCCUAGCUGGGGGGGCGAGGGGAGGGCCUGAGGCUGGGUGUUUGCUAGAGCAAUGGAAAGGUCCUGACCAGGGCCAGGAGUCCAGUGGCUCCCCAGGCAUUUGAUGUCUGGUUUCAGUCGCUGCUCAGACUGGUUGUCCCUUCAGGGGCUUGCAGGCAGGAUUGAGUGAAUUGCUUGCCAUCUAACCAUUUAGAAGUUAAACUCCUGCAGGGAUAGGAUGUGGUGAGUGAAAAAAUGGACCCUGAAAGAGUUUGGGCACUCUGUCCCAGAAAGCACAUGCAGGACUGCGUGCUUCAGUUUGCCUUGAAGGGAAGGCAUGUGCAGACGAUGUCUGAGGGUGUCGGAAUAAAAAUGGGGGGAAUCAAUGGUGGUGGCCUUGUAAAACAUUCCUGCUUGAAGCAGCUGGCUGGAGGAUCCAUCCUGGAGUGCCGAGUCCUAGCACUGUGCAUUGCUGCUUGGCAAAAUUCCUGUCUCAGUCUUGCAGUACGGUUGUGGCUCAUUCCCCGUAACUCUGCGAACAUGUUACCUGGAUGUGUGUCUGAGAGGUUUUCUGUGCUGCCUUGGUCUGACCCUCUGAACCUCUUGGGGUGGCCGCCUCGGUGCUGCUGAGACGUUUCCAAAGGAAUGAGUGGCUGGUGGUUGUGACCCAGUGCAGCCCAUCUGUGGUGGCCCUUGUGAAAUAAAGGUGGUCAUGGCUUUACAGUGAUGUCAGCCCUGGGGGAAGCCUGGAAUCUCACCUCUGAGAGCUGCACCAAGAAACGGCUUCCAGGAUAACUCAUGUUUUGAGUUUAACCUUCUGUCUGGCCCUUCUUUGGGUCUUAGCUCUUGUGCGAAGCUGCAGCAUUCCUGGGGCAUGCAGCCAGCCUGUAGUGUCUGAGUCAACUGCUGCUUUCAGUGUUGCGAACCUGAGCAUUCAGAUACUGUGAGUCAGGUUAAAAAAGCAUGACUUCAAAAAUAGUAUGUUGUGAGUUCUAUGUGUGUGUCCUCUCGUAUCAAAGCCUUUAGGGCUUACGUGUUUAAAGUGGUUUUGUUGUUGUUGUUUUUUUUUUUAAUCAUGGGUAAAGACUUACUUUCAAGAAGUUGAAUUUCAUCACUUCAGAAAAAACAUGAAAGCUGGAAGAUCCAGAUAUAUCUUUCCUGUCAGUACAAAAGUUUUAAGACCCACGGCAAAGGUUAGACUUAAUCUCCUUUUGCCAUGUAAUUAAGAUUAGCAUCACGUUGGCUGUGUGCAGGGGCUGUGCUCUACAGGCCCACCUAUCUGAUGAGGUGGAACUCCAUUCCUCAGCAUUAUAUGCAGAAGCUUCAAAUGAGUUAAUAACUAGAGUCGCUCUGUAUUGAGAUGGAAAUGACUAAGCAUACCACAUUCCUGAAGCGUUACUUAUUUUGAUAUAAAAUCUGCUUGUUUGGUACUGCCCAUGUCUUUUAGGCAUUAGCAUGGCAGAGUUUUGUUCAGAAAAGCUUCAGCUUUGUUCUGGAGCUGAACAGAAUGGGAGUAGCUGAGAACUCUGGAAGGCGUCCCUGCUGCUGUGCUGCUCCCCUCAUCCCUCCAGGACCGAGCUGGCAGCUUCCCUAGACUUCAGAAGAACAGAAACUGUCUUUUAUUCGGCUACCAACACAGGAGGCUUGGUGACAAGGAGGUCUCUUGGGUGGUUUAGAGACGCACGACUCUUAUAGAAGGACUGAAAGAUUGCUUCAGGAGCGCAUGGGCUUGCCAAGUCAGUGGUUUGCGUGUUCUCAUGCCUGUUGAGCAUCAGGAUAAGGUCGUGCUAGCAGGCAGUCUGUGCAGAGCUGACACCACUGGGUGCUUUGGAGUCUCAUGCCAGCUUGAUGUGUGCAGGGCACGGGUGGACCUGGACAAGGCUGGAGAUGGGGUGUUUUUAAGCACAUUGGCACUUGCCAUGCACCCAACAGGGUCAGUGGACAGUAACUUCUCCCGCUCUGCUGUGCAGACCCUCUCCCGGAGCCACUGCCGCAACAUCAAACAGAAGAUCUCCCAGUGGGAGGGGAGGACACGAGGAUGCUCCAGCAAGGAGAAACAGCAUCCGAAGGACUUUGGAGUAAAGUAUGAUCCCAGCUGCGAUGCUCUACCCAGAGUGAAGCCGGAACAUACAGAGAAGGGUGGAAAGACUGGGUCCAAAGAUCCAAAGAGCCUGGGUUUGGACUUCAGGGAAGACGCACGAAGCUGCUUGCAGAUUGAUAACUGUGGUGACCUCAAGCCCUGUGCAUGCGGCCUCGCUUCCCAAGCCAAGGAGAAAGGAGAGUGGCAAGCAGGCUUCCUGCACCCUGGGGCGAGACUGCCCCCAGGGAACUUCUAUACCUCACAAGGUCUAUGGAGGAGAGUAGAUCCCCUUCUGCCUGGCAAAGCCCCACCAUUUCCCUUGGACCUUCAGAGGAAGCAAGGGAGGUGUGGCUCCACGGGAACAGAACUUAAAAUCAAAGGAGUGGACCCUCUCUGCAGGGCAGAGAGGAGCUUGAAAAGCAUUUACACUGAGGCUGAGGGGCAAGAGGAGGAGCCAUCUGUUGUCCCACCACCCAAGCCCCGUAGGACUUUCCGCUAUCUUGCAGAGAAGGGUGCUGAUAGCUGUAGUGAUGCCAGUGCUAGCAGGGAAGCUCCCCUACAAAAGCAGCAUGGAGGAGAUUUGGUGUCAUCCUCCAACAAUCCUGAGAAGAGAACAGCCACCAGGAGGAUCAGAGGGAGAACCCAGAGGAAAUCUUUUGAGUUUGAGGACAUCCAGGGCUUCCGCAACCGGAUAGGAACGACCAACUUCCACAGACUUCGAGAAGAGACAAAUGGCAGUACAGGAUCCAGGCUCAUCUACACACAGUCAGAAGACAACAUCUACGAGGACAUUAUCUGUCCUGCAAAAGAGAACCCCUAUGAAGACAUUGGAGCACUGCCUUUACCCUUGUGGAAGGUCCCAUCUGUCUGGAAGCUACCACCCCCCCGGAGCACCAGUAGGGCUCCCAAGCCUCCCCCUAAACCUCCCUUCCUCAGUCGCAAGACUCUUGAGCUAAAGCCCUCCCAGACAAGUUUCCAAGGGAAAAUGGUGAAGGACACAACGCUGCCUGUCACACUGACUGAGUGGAAGCUGUUCCGAGCAGUAGAGGCUGCUAGCAAGAGAAAGAACUUGCCCUGGCUGGUACUGAAAAUACAGGAAAUCUUUGAUUCUAAGCGUGGAAAGAAGAGGGUGAAGUUGCUCGGUCCUGCUGGGAGAGAAGCACCUCCAGUGAAAGGUGAAACCAGUGGGAAUGAAAGUGAUACGGAAAAUCAGCCAAAAAGUCAGCAGAGGUGCCUGCUGCAGGCGCAGUUGGCCGCCAAGAGGAAUCCGCACUACCAGACUUUGGAGAGGGAUUUGAUAGAGCUUCAGGAGCAGCGUCUGUUUGAACUGUUUGUGGUGGUGUCGCUGCACAAGAAGGCAUCUGACAUGACAUACACACCACAGAUCAUACAGCAGUUUCCCAGCAAGCAUGAACAUCCCUUCAGACAGUCAAAGGAUACUGAAGAGAGGCUAAAGGUCAUUCCCAAGUUCUGCUUUCCAGAUCCCAAAGACUGGUUUCCUGCAUCAGACCUUAAAAGUGAAACAUUUUCUUUUGUGUUGACGGGUGAGGAUGGCAGCCGAUGGUUUGGAUACUGCAAGAAGCUCCUGCCGGAGGGGAAAGGGAAGCGCCUUCCUGAGGUAUACUGCAUCGUUAGCCGCCUGGGCUGCUUCAAUCUCUUCGCCAAGAUUUUAGAUGAGGUGGAGAAGAGGCGAGAGAUGUCCCCGGCCCUCGUACACCCGUUUAUGCGCAGUGUAAUGGAGGCACCUUUCCCUGCUCCUGGACGCACCAUCGCUGUGAGGAGUUUCCUGCCGGGAGCGGGAAAUGAGGUGGUGGAGCUCUGCCGUCCGCUGGACUCGCGACUGGAACAUGUGGACUUCGAAUGCCUGUUCAAGUGUCUGAGUGUCUCGCACGCGAUUCGGGUCUUCGCCUCUCUCCUGCUGGAAAGGAGGGUGAUCUUUGUUGCUGACAACUUAAGCACUCUGUCUAAAUGUGGCCAUGCCGCAGUUGCAACGCUCUAUCCCUUCACUUGGCAACACACCUACAUACCAGUCCUGCCAGCUUCUAUGAUUGAUAUUGCGUGCUCUCCGACCCCAUUCUUAAUUGGCAUUCUCUCCUGCUCGUUACCACAGCUCCAGGACCUGCCCAUAGAAGAGGUUCUGAUUGUUGAUCUUUGUGCUGACAAGUUCUUGCAAGAGGUCUCAGACGAAGAUGAGAUCCUGCCUCAUAAACUCCAGGCUGCACUUGUACAAAUCUUGGAAGAACGAAGUGAAAUCUUGUCACAUGAGCAGAGCAACGUACAAGGUGACAUGCCUCUCAACUCCCUGGUCUCUGAAGCUUUUGUGCAGUUCUUUGUGGAGAUCGUUGGGCACUACUCCCUGCACAUGAAUGUCACAGAAAAAGGGGAGCGGGUGUUCCAGCGGGAGCUGUUCCGUAAAUCUCACGUGUCACGCAAUGUGCGUCACUUCUUGCACUUCUUCAUGGAAACGCAGAUGUUUGCAGGGUUCAUACAGGAUCGAGAGCUGAGUAAGAACAUGGUCAAAGGCCUUUUUGAGGUCCGUGCCCUGGAGUAUUUGGAGAGUAUUCCAGAGGCAGAACCAACUGGGAUGAACAAAAUCCUUCGCAGUCUUGGGAGUAAAAUGAAAUUUCUUCAGAAGAGAUGAUCGUGCGCUGCUGCGGGCCAGCGGAGCGGGGCGGGUGGGGGGAUGCCGGGGCCGGACUCCUCUCUGCCUCCCGGCGAGCGGGGGUCCCCGGCUGCCGCCGUCAAUAACCAUCGCACGGA
Molecule: messenger RNA, 6161 nt
Organism: Chroicocephalus ridibundus (black-headed gull)
Lineage: Eukaryota; Metazoa; Chordata; Aves; Charadriiformes; Laridae
Gene: DENND2C
Product: DENN domain containing 2C
Exons: 19
Coding region: 3079-6042 (987 amino acids)
Source: RefSeq, a predicted model, not a curated record